Molecule: messenger RNA, 1727 nt
Organism: Lynx canadensis (Canada lynx)
Lineage: Eukaryota; Metazoa; Chordata; Mammalia; Carnivora; Felidae
Gene: BCKDHA
Product: branched chain keto acid dehydrogenase E1 subunit alpha
Exons: 9
Coding region: 17-1357 (446 amino acids)
Biological process (GO): branched-chain amino acid catabolic process
Molecular function (GO): oxidoreductase activity, acting on the aldehyde or oxo group of donors, disulfide as acceptor
Source: RefSeq, a predicted model, not a curated record
GGAGUUGUUAGCGAAGAUGGCGGUGGCGGCUGCUGCGGCGAAGCUCCGGGGCUCAGGUCGAGGCUUGGGCCAGGCUGGCGUCCUGCUCCUGCGGCGGCUUGGUGCUCGGGGGCUGGCUAGAUAUCACCCCCAGAGGCAGGAGCAGCAGCACUUUCCAUCCCUGGAUGACAAGCCCCAGUUCCCCGGGGCCUCGGCGGAGUUUGUAGACAAGCUAGAAUUCAUCCAGCCCAAUGUCAUCUCUGGGAUCCCCGUCUAUCGUGUCAUGGACCGGCAGGGCCAGAUCAUCAACCCCAGCGAGGAUCCCCACCUGCCCCAGGAGACGGUGCUCAAGUUCUACAAGAGCAUGACUCUGCUCAACACCAUGGACCGCAUCCUCUACGAGUCCCAGCGGCAGGGCCGGAUCUCCUUCUACAUGACCAACUAUGGCGAGGAGGGGACACAUGUGGGGAGUGCGGCAGCGCUGGACAGCACGGACCUGGUGUUUGGCCAGUACCGAGAGGCAGGUGUGCUAAUGUACCGGGACUACCCCCUGGAGCUGUUCAUGGCCCAGUGCUAUGGCAACGCGAGCGACCUGGGCAAGGGGCGCCAGAUGCCCGUGCACUAUGGCUGCAAGGAGCGCCACUUCGUCACCAUCUCCUCUCCGCUGGCCACGCAGAUCCCGCAGGCGGUGGGGGCGGCCUAUGCGGCCAAGCGUGCCAACGCCAACAGAGUGGUCAUCUGUUACUUCGGGGAGGGGGCGGCCAGCGAGGGGGAUGCCCACGCCGGCUUCAACUUCGCCGCCACCCUCGAGUGCCCGGUCAUCUUCUUCUGCCGGAACAACGGCUAUGCCAUCUCCACACCCACCUCUGAGCAGUACCGCGGGGACGGCAUCGCUGCUCGAGGCCCGGGCUACGGCAUCAUGUCCAUCCGCGUGGACGGCAACGAUGUGUUUGCCGUGUACAACGCCACCAAGGAGGCCCGGCGGCGGGCGGUGGCUGAGAACCAGCCCUUCCUCAUUGAGGCCAUGACCUACAGGAUCGGGCACCACAGCACCAGUGACGACAGCUCGGCCUACCGCUCGGUGGACGAGGUCAAUUACUGGGACAAGCAGGACCACCCCAUCUCCCGGCUGCGGCACUACCUGCAGGGCCGAGGCUGGUGGGACGACGAGCAGGAGAAGGCCUGGAGAAAGCAGUCCCGCAAGAAGGUGAUGGAGGCCUUUGAGCAGGCGGAGCGGAAGCCGAAGCCCAACCCCAACCUGCUCUUCUCUGACGUGUACCAGGAGAUGCCGGCCCAGCUUCGCAAGCAGCAGGAGUCCCUGGCCCGGCACCUCCAGGCCUACGGCGAGCACUACCCCCUGGACCACUUCGAGAAGUGAGGCCCGCUUGCCCCAGCCCACCCCCACCCACCUCAACUCCCCCGAGGGGCAGCCCCAUUCUGGGGGGUGCCCAGGGAGCUGCAGGAUGCCACCCUGCUUCCCCAGCCAGCCCCCUCUGAAAUACUGGGGCCAGGACUCCAGCCAACCAUCUCCACUCCUCCAGGCUGUUACCCUGGGUGGGGGGGGGGGGCUCCGUCAGCCCCCUCCUCGCCUGUUACAGUGCCUUCUCCCAGGGGCUGGGCCAGGACGCCUCCAGGACUAGAAGCCCCUCUGGGGUGGGCGUGGCGGGUCAGCCUGUGGAAGUCACUCCCUCAAAGUGAGAGGUGGUCAGCAGGUGGCCAAUAAACUCUCUGUGUUUGGCUCUGUGCCA